GUGGAGGUAAUUUUGCUGUCAAUUCUCACCCACGGAUCGACAGAACAACCGCGACAUGUUUUUGGUGGAAGCAGCGAAAACGAACAGCUUGAUAGCGACAACGUCUGCUCAGUGAAGAGAAGUUGCGAACGAUCGAACUGGGUAUUCAACCGCGACAUUUUGGGGGAAGCAAGCUUGAGAGCGACAACAUUUGCUCAGCGAAGAGAAGUUGCGAACGAUCAAACUGGGAAUUGAUUGCGGAGACAAUGCCUGUCAACCAACAAAGGUAACUGUCACUGAUCUUCCCAGUUGUCGAUACUAAAAUGGUGAAAAGUUCAUGCCAGAUCUAAUUUUGCGUUAGAACAAAUUCAAAUUAAGGAAUAUGCUCGUGUUUGUCCUUUGUUAAUUUGCCCUUUACACGUGGCAGCCGCACAGAGGUUUAGGGUUCUUAGGAAGCAAUGGAAGCGAUAUUGGUCUCAGCGGGAGUGCUGCUGCCCUUCCCAUUCUACGCGCUUCUCUGGAUGCGGCCCUCGCUAUGGACGCGCCUGUGCGGUGGAGCAGAUCCGUGCCAUGCGAUGGCGCUCGCGUCCACGGCAAUGAAGGCUGUGCAGUUCCUGGCGCUGGCAUCCGUCGCUGAUUUCUCUGUUUGGCCGCCGCUGUGGGUGUGGAUUCCCAUCGCUGUGGGUCAGGCAUUGAACAUCAGGGUUUAUCAGCUGCUUGGCGAGGAUGGAGUCUACUAUGGCGUGCGCUUCGGCAAGAGCAUUCCCUGGGUAGACAAGUUUCCAUUCGGAUACUUGCGGGAUCCGCAGUACUUUGGUUCCAUUUUGAGCUUGCUUGGCUGCGUUUACUGGAUCCCGUUUCGAUUCAUCGCUCUGUGGUGUGCUGGCUACUUGUUUAUGAUGUUCGUCGAGAGUGCCGAAGAUCCUUCCACUCGAGCCAGGAAGAACGAAUGAUCGAGCUUGAGAUCAAUUUUACAUUCUUUUUCUUUGAUCUGUC
Molecule: messenger RNA, 975 nt
Organism: Selaginella moellendorffii
Lineage: Eukaryota; Viridiplantae; Streptophyta; Lycopodiopsida; Selaginellales; Selaginellaceae
Product: phosphatidyl-N-methylethanolamine N-methyltransferase
Exons: 2
Coding region: 438-932 (164 amino acids)
Biological process (GO): phosphatidylcholine biosynthetic process
Molecular function (GO): S-adenosylmethionine-dependent methyltransferase activity
Source: RefSeq, a predicted model, not a curated record